UUUUCAUGUUUCGUCGCGAGUUUUUUUUUUCAGUGAAAAUAUUAUUAAAAUACCAAAAAUCGCAUUAUUUUCGUCGUAGUUUCCGUACGUUUGUUAUAUUGUUCGUAAACGUUUGUCGGCUGAUGUGUGGAGAUCGAAAUUCAAAUGCGUCGCGACGGUUUCGCUAGGAUAGAAGUGCGAAAAAUGUGCGUUACCGGCGGAAAACGGUGCAUCAGAAGUAGUGUUCAGUUUGCAUGAGACAACAAAGGCAUAUUCGUAUUGUUCGAACAGGUGAUUGUGCGUUGUGUUGAAAAGGAGUAAUUCUUGAUAAAACGAAGAAUUAUCCAAUCUAGAACCAGUUAGCAAGUGUGGAAGGAAGUGAUUUUUAGUAGUUAUUCAUUACCAAGCGAGAAUUUCUGGGUGUUGGGAAAGGGACCAGGGCAAUGAACGAUAACAUAACGGUGUCGUGCAAGGUCCGCCCUUUGAUCAAAAGGGAAAAGGACAACAAGCAAACUUCACAAUGGCGGAUCCGGGACAACACGAUCAGCACGGUCGAGGGAAAUGGGGAACCGUUUGUUUUCGAUCACAUCUUUGACGAAACGGUGCCAACGCGAGAGCUGUUCGAGAAGGUGUGUCGUCCCAUCGUGCUGUCGACGUUAAAUGGAAUCAACGGGUCGAUCUUUGCCUACGGACAGACUUCGUCCGGUAAGACCUACACGAUGAUGGGUAACGAUGAUGAGCUGGGCGUUGUUCCUUUGGCGGCAAGGGAGAUUUUUAAGGGAAUUGAAAACAACAAAGACCGUCAGUUCCUGAUCCGGGUUGGUUACAUCGAAAUCUACAACGAGAAGAUUUACGAUCUGCUUGAUAAGAGCAAUUCAAUCUUGAAGAUAUUUGAAACAACGUGUGGAGAUGUCUCGUUGAAUUAUAAAGAGUUUAUUACGAACUGUCCGGAUCAAAUCAUGCAGUAUUUGGAAGAGGGGAACAAAAUUAAGCGGAUCGGCGACACGAAUAUGAAUGAACGGUCCAGUCGAUCGCACACGAUCUUCCGUAUAACGAUCGAAUCGAGCUUGAUCGACCGGAUGGAGGGAGCCGAGAAUGAUGCGGUGCAAAGUAGUACGCUCAAUUUGGUGGAUCUGGCUGGAAGCGAAAGAGCAGACCAAACGGGAGCAAGCGGAUCGCGGCUGAAGGAAGGAGCCCACAUUAACAAAAGUCUUCUCUCGCUAAGCUGCGUCAUCCAGAAGCUGAGCGAGAAUGCUGAUAAUUUCAAGUACAUCAACUACAGGGACUCGAAGCUGACGCGAAUACUGCAGGCUUCCCUGGGAGGCAACGCAGUAACGACCAUGAUCUGUAACAUCACUCCAGCUGCGCUGGAAGAGAGCUACUACACUAUGGGCUUUGCUAUGCGAGCUAAAACCAUCAAAAACAAGCCCAAGGUGAACGAGGUGCUCUCGGAAACGGCGAUGAUGAAGCGAUUGGAACGCGAGAUAAAACGGCUCCAGGAGGAGCUGAAAUCCGAGCAGAACAAAAACAGCAAAAUCAAAACCCUCGAAAUCCAGAAUGCCAUCACGAUGCGAGCGAAUCAGAUUAUCAACUCCCAGACCUACAUCAAGUUCGACAAAGGUCGUCGCCGAACGUGGUGCCCAUCGGGAACGUCCGGAAUUCCCAAACCCAUUGCGUUCAUCGAGGUCACCCAGGAUGCUCGCCUGAUGCCACCACCACCGCCCUUCCUCGCCAAACCGUCCACCCCCUAUCUGGGCAACCAGUCCAGCUCUUCCACUGAUACGGACGAGAGGUCUCCCACGUUGCGACCGGAACUGGCCAACCACACCAAUGCGGACUUGCUCGCCCGCAAGGUCCGCUCGACAACGCCCAGACGCGGCAACUGCUUCUCGCUUGGUGCCCUCAGCAAUAGUGACGAAUUCAUUCCCGGUGAGCUGGCCGACUUUGACGAACGGUCGCCGGAGAGUCUGGCUCGGGAAAUCCACACUCCCAGUGCGCUCAAGGGCAAACGACGGUCCCGGCGGUCGUCUACCGGGGAAACGCCAACCGAUUUCUUCGACCACGAGAAAAGAUGCAGGGAACUGGAACAGGAGCUGCUUGAACUGCAGGAGUUCACCAAUCUGGAAAAGAAUCUGGACUUGGCCGUCAUAAAGCGGAAACUGCAUUCCGGUGAAGAUAUUCGGGGCGAACUGCGCUACAGAGAGGAACGGGACAGCUUCGAAGAAAGAUGUAAUGAUCUUAUGGUCGAUCUUCAUCAAAAGCAGGAGCAAAUCUUCGACAUGGAAAAGGAACUGAUAGUCGCCCGCAAGGAGCGGGAAGCGGCCGUCAAGGAGGCAGAACAAUGCCGCAACAUACAGAACAGCGUUCAAGUGGAAUACGAGGUCUUUCAGCAACGGGCCAAGUCACGCGAGAAGGAACUAGUUGAGUCCCUUCAUGAAGCGCGGACCAGCACCGCUACGAAAGGAGACGUCCACAGUCUACUGGAAACGACGGGAAAGGAGUUGAAGCAGCUGGAAGUGCACAACUACAAGUUGCAAUCGCAGUUGGAUCAGCAAGCGGCUGAGCUGGAGAAGCUUCGGAAAUCUGAGCUGGAAACGGGAGAUAAGCUUGCCAAGAUGAAGGACGUAUUGGGCAGGGAUGUCGGAAGGAAAGAUACAAAGAAGCUCUUCCGUCUUGUAACGAAAUUGAGAGCGAUCCUGGCGGACGAGGAUACGCUUCUCAUCAACACCAGUAUCGACACGGAUGAGUUUGCGGAUAGUUUGGGAGACUCGAGCUUCAACAGUGACAGCUUGGAUCGGAUGUCCCCUACGAAGAUUGUUCUGACAAAUGACACGGGAAAUAAGAAUGUAAUGUACAAGAACGGAAACAGUCAGAUGCUAGACAUGGAUAUCGAAAAUGGAGAGUUGAAAAAGAAGAUAAAGUUGUUGGAAGAGGAAAGCUUGACGUUGGAUGCGUUGCUAAAGAAGUACGAGAGCGAGAUCGAGAAGCUGAACGAGAACGAGAAUCGUGUAAAGGAAGUAACAAAACAACUUGAACAUGAACAAGCGAAGUCCAAGGAUUUGAAUGAUUGUCUUCAGAUCAAGAAGGCGGAAUUCGAUAAGCUAACAGCUGAGUACGAUGAGUUGUCAACGCAGGUGAUGGACAACAUUCAAGACAUUGACAACUACAAAGAACAGGUUGGGAACCUGGAGAAGAAAUGGCUCGAGUCUACUGCAACAAUCGAUAGGCUAAAUGAAGAACUUAAAUCGUUAAAAAAUGCUACAAGUGACCUGCAAUUGUUACAAGAAAAGAACAAGGCAACUGAGAAUCAGUUGAGUGAAGCUCAUGUGCGGAUUGUUCAACUACAGGAAGAAAAUGAAACUCUGCAGAUGUUCAAGAUCAAGUGUGAAGGUGACAGGGAGCAGAUCGAACGGCUCGAGUCAGUUUCCACCGAACUGGAACAACUCAAAGAUCAGCAUCGAGAGCUGCAAGCUAGGAGCGUUUCCUUGGCAGAAGCCAACAGGGAAUUGGAAGAGAAACUGCAAUGCAUGGAACAGGCUCAGGAGAAGCACGGUCAGCUUCAAACGCACUGUGAAGAGCAGCAACUGAAGUUGAGGCAGUUGCAGGAGGAGAACCACGAUCUUACCGUCGCCGUGCAGGAACUAUCCGCGAAGAUAGUUAGUCUUGAGGAACAGAUGAUACGAGAUGACAGUGGUGCGCAGCUGGGCGUCGAGUCGGCUAACGAAUCAUUCAAAACGAAACUCGACGCCAGUCUCGAAAUGAUCAAAGAAGAAAGGCACCAUCCCCUCGGCUUGGAAGAAAUCGAAAACAAGGUAAAAGAUUUGGAACAGGAGAGGGAGCAUCUUUUGCAGCAGUUGGAAGAAGUACAAGCUGAGAGGAGUGCAAUGGAAGGUAAAUAUUCCAGCUUGCAGACAGAACAAGAAGAUAGCACGAAAAAUCUGAAAAAGGAAUUGGAAGAGUUGACCGAUCGUCAUGCAAAACUGCAGCAUGAAAAGCUAAAACAAGAAGAGGAACUGCAACUAUUGACCGACAACUUGGCUGCACUUGAGGAAGAGAAAUCUGCAAUGUUGGAGCAAAUGAAACUCGUCCAAGAGGAACUCAAGCAAACGGUCGAGAUGAAGGAAUUGGAUGCAUCUCCGGAUUUGGAGAAGAAGUUGCAGCAAUCUUUGGAAGAACUUGCCGCCCUCAAGGAAGAGAAAGAAAUUUUGAUGCAGCAACUUGAGUGUAAUAGAGCGGACCAACAAACCGUGGAGGAGAAGUGUGAAAGUCUCUGCAACGAAUUGUCGCAGAUGAUCUCGGUCAAAGAACAAGCAAACGAAGUCGAAAAGCAAGGGUUGAAGAAUGAAAUAAACAAUCUACACGGAGCGAAGCUGGAGUUGCAACAGGAAGCUGAGUCGUUGAGAAGCCGAAUCGCGGCGUUGGAGACUGAGUUGACGGAUGUGCAUGAACAGAAAAGCAAACUACUUGCAAAGUUGCAAGCACUGGAAAGUGAAAUGGAGGAAUCGUCCAACAUCCGGGAACAUUUGGAUCGAGAAGUUCGAGCAUUGAAGACCGAUUUGGGUAAUCUGGAACAACAACUGACGGAGAACAACGAAAAAUUGGAACGGUAUCAGGAGGAGAAUGAAGCUUUCCAGCGGGAGCUGAGAGAUAAGACUGACGAGGUGGGGAAGCUCGAAGAUAAGCUAACUGCUGCGCAGGAAGAAAGCAUUGAUCGUGUGAACAGAACCGAAGACGAAUGGGUUAAAAAACUGCGAAAUGCAGAGGCGCGCAACGACGAACAAAAGAUUACGUUGGAUGCUUUGGAAAAGGAGAAAAUGAGCUUAUUGGAAGAAGUUGGACAAGAGACGGCCGUGCGCGAAUCUUUGCACGGAACAGUGAAGGAGAAGGAUGCUCAAUUGGAGAGUCUCAGUCAUCAGGUUGCUUCGCUUGAAAAUCAACUCGUCGAUUUGAAGCUUAGGAACGAACAAAUGGAGACGCUACGAGCAGAUUUAGAGCAAAAGGUUGAGGAGCUAAGGAAAUCACUGCACGAAAGGGAGGUUGAAUGUACCGAAAAGGCAGUUGAGAUUGAAAAAAUUGAACAGAAGGUAGUUGCUGCACAACAGGAGAGCUUGGAUCGUGUAAGCCGAACCGAGGAAGAAUGGAUUGAAAGGCAGAAAAAUGCGGAAACUUGUAACGGAGAACAGAAGCUCAAACUGGACGCGUUGGAAAAUGAGAAGAAAGUCCUGUUGGAUCGAAUUGAGAAGUUGAUGACCGAGCAAGAAUUUAUGAUUGGGACGAUGAAGGAGAAGGAUUCCCAGCUGGAGAGUAUCAGUCGACAAGUCAAGUCUUUGGAAAAUCAACUCGCUGAUUUGAAACUGGAAAAUGAGCAAACGGAGCUUGGAAGAUCGGAAGUCGAUAAACUCCGGGAAGAUUUAGAGCAAGAGGGUGGAGAGCUGAAGAAUCUGGUGGAAGAAAAAAAGGAUCAAGUAAGGAAAUUGGAGCAAACAGUAGCUGCAUUGCAGGAGAAAGCUGACUGCCUGAUAAAGCAACUUUCCGACAAGGAACAAAGACUGAGUGAGAAAGAGAAGAGUACAUCCGAAAUGGAGCGCGAAUUGAAAAAGCAACUUUCGGAGCUAACGGAUAGCCACGAAAGCAGUCUCAAAGCGGAGAAGGAACAUUCCAAUAUGUUACGGCAUCAAAUAAACGAACUGGAACGCGUGAAGGAUUCAUUGGCAUCUGAUCUCAAAGUAGUGCAAGGGAAACAUGAUGCUUUGACGGGCAACCAUGCAGAUUUGUUGCAAGAGAAAGCCCAACUGGAUAAGACAACUAUCCAACUGGAGGCUCAGAUGGUGAACCUCAGAUCGGAACUAUUGAUUCGAGACGAAAAGUUGAACGCUGUUGAACGAAAGCUGACGGACAAAACGGCCGAACUUGAAGAUUUGGGCGGAAUGCUCAAGGGUAAAUCAGUCGAAAUGGAGCAAACGAUCAAGGAGUUGGAAAUCGAGAAAGUACAACUUAGCGGCGAGUUGGAUAAGGAGAAAUCGAAACGGCUCGAUCUCUCCAACAACCAGAUUCCGUCCCUGAAAAGCACAAUUCAUCAGCUCACCGAGCGUCAGGGCGUUUUGGAAAAGCAAUUGGUGACGAGUGCGACCGAAGCUACCCGCAGUGCCGCGGAAAUUGUACGGUUAGCACAGAUUUGUCAGCAGGAAAAAUUGAACGGCGAACGUUUGGAAAGGGAGUUGCUGGAAGCUAAGCACGUGUCGCUUCCGCUUCAGCCCGAUGGUCGACCAUCGCUUGGGGAUGGAAAGGUUGCACAUGCGCUGAGAAAGGAGAAUGAAGAUUUGUUAAGGCAGCUGAAUGAGAUGCAGAAAAUGCAUGUGUUUAAAACCAAACAACUCCAGGAUAGGAUCGAUGAGCUCAAGCAGAUGGAAGCGGAGUGCACCAGCCUACGGGAAGAAAUUUCCACUAUGCGUCAUGAAACCAGUUUCACAGAGAAGGAAACGCAAAUCGUAGAGUUGAAGGAAAAGAUCAACCAUUAUGAGUUGGUUUAUGAGGAAACCAACAACCGACAUCGGUCGUUGCAGCGGCAGAAUGACGAGUUACGGGCGAAACAUCAGAACCUGGUGAUGGAGAUGGACGAUCUGCGUAGGAUAGCCGAUAAGGAUCGUAAAUCGCGACGACAGAGUAGUCACGACGAUCGACGCGGUGGUCUAUUCAAUACGCGUGACAAAGCAAUCAUGACUGAGCCGAGCUCAACGGAUUGUGGUUGCCUUCAGAUGGACGCCCAGAUAAAGGAAUUACGCAAACAACUGACAAUCAAGGACUGCCAACUGAACACUCAGAAGAUGAUGGCUGCGGCCAACCCUCUCAAGAACGACGUGGUCGAGCUUCGAAAACUGGUUAAGGAUCGCGAGUCGGAGAUAAUCAAACUCAAUGACGAAGUUCAAUCCCUGUCGGUAGCUCUAGAUCAAGAGCAGAAACGAUCCGAUAAGCGUUGUAACGCGUGCAUUCGGCAACAGCGAUUGAAAUCGCUACGAAGCGAUAAGGCCAUCCUCACGGAUAGGGACGAUUCGGUUGAUGAUAAUGCAGCAGCCAAAAGGCUAGAGGAAGCUCAAGAAGAGCUAAAGAAGCUGGGCGACAAGUAUCAACAGAUGAAGCGACUCUGUCGGAUACGGAACGAAAAGAUUGUUAGCUUGAACCAGGACAUCGUGGAAAAGGAGAACGAAAGCUGCAAUGCCAACAAGAGCGUCCAGCAAGAGGUCUCCGUUCUGAAGCGCCAGCUUAACGAAAGUGAGGACAAGUACUCGCAGAUACAGAAGCUGUAUCAGAGCAAGUGUGGACCUCUAAAACCCAAAACGGCGGAAAGGAUGGUGCAGACCGAACUAGCUGCGAUUAGCGAACUCGACAUACUGCGAGCCAAGUACGAGAAGUACAAGACGAUGGCCAUAGCGCUGGUGGAACAGAACGAGGAACUGAAACGGAACCAAGCAUCAACUUAAAACCAAUCAGAGCUAACAUUUAAUUCUAGUCCGAAGCAGGUGUGCAACAGUGACUUCAGUUUCCAAUCCGCCCAACCUUUGUAUUGUACAGCACCUUCGUUAGGGACCUACCCAUUUUUGUGAUAAUCUGCCUACAUACCCACUAGAAUAUGUUGCUUUUGUUCCCUUGCCUGUAAAUCAAGUUGUAUGUGGACCUCGUGGAGCGUGUGUGAUUUAAAUUGUGUGGUUUGUGUGCCCAGGCAAUCAAUUCAUCAAUUGACUGAGUUUUGAUUUAUUCCCCAUUUCCAAAUGCGUGUCCGGAUCGCGGAGUUGACGCGACGCGCGGUCCUCUAUUAUUAAUGGAAAUUUGUACUAACUAGUAACUACAACGCCGGUUCUUUACUACCUACCUACCUGUUAUGCAUUUAGGAAUUCUCAUGAAGAAAUUAUACUUACUGUAUUUAUUCGUAUUACGUUUAUACUCAAAAACUAAUAUUACUCAACAGUUAUCAAGUAUUAAA
Ochlerotatus camptorhynchus is the source of this 7957-nucleotide messenger RNA. RefSeq names its product CENP-meta (gene cmet). The transcript is spliced from 8 exons. Gene Ontology annotation, biological process: mitotic cell cycle; microtubule-based movement. Gene Ontology annotation, molecular function: microtubule binding; microtubule motor activity; ATP binding. NCBI's taxonomy places the organism in Eukaryota, Metazoa, Arthropoda, Insecta, Diptera, Culicidae. Gene Ontology annotation, cellular component: microtubule. The coding region runs from base 423 to 7457 and encodes 2344 amino acids. The record is from RefSeq and is a predicted model, not a curated record.